UGAAUUUGUACGUCAAUUGAAUCUUCCAAAUGUAAAAUGGAUUUGUCCGACUGCUCCAAUACGUCCCAUUACUUCCUUGGGUGGAACACAAACUACUGCUUGGGCCGAUGUCAGCGGAGAUUUUGAGAACAUGGAAGAAGAUAUGGUUUCUUUCAAUUCAGUUUCUUUGUUUGUUGUUAACCUUCUAUAUCAUGAACCAAACAAUGUCACGAUAGGACUAGGAGGUAUCGGUUUGGGUGCAGCGGUAGCUCUCUACUAUGCGUCUUCUUAUACCACAGGAGUGGUAAACAUAAACCUACAAUUUAUUAUUGGAAUCAACGGCUGGCUUCCCGCUUGGAGAAACUUAGAGAGUAUAACAAAUCAUUAUGGGUCCACAAGUUUUGCUCCAUCGCUACCAAUCUUACUUACACAUGGAAAUUCUGAUAAUAUAGUUCCCUUCCAAGUUGGAAACAGAAGUGCUGAAAUUCUUCGCAUGGCUGGAUUUCCAGUUAUUUUUAUAGAAAACGAAGGGGAUCAUUAUCCAAUCAUUCCCCAAGUAAUCGAUGAUGUCCGCUCAUGGCUCACAACAUAUUUCCCAGUCUAA
Messenger RNA from Camelina sativa (false flax), 583 nucleotides. The record is from RefSeq and is a predicted model, not a curated record. NCBI's taxonomy places the organism in Eukaryota, Viridiplantae, Streptophyta, Magnoliopsida, Brassicales, Brassicaceae.